Lachancea meyersii CBS 8951 is the source of this 678-nucleotide messenger RNA. NCBI's taxonomy places the organism in Eukaryota, Fungi, Ascomycota, Saccharomycetes, Saccharomycetales, Saccharomycetaceae. The record is from the annotation of a GenBank genome assembly.
AUGUUCAAUCUUACUGCAGGCUUUUUGCCACGGCUCAGGUUCUCUUUUACAGCUUUUCAGCAUGUCAGACUGAUGGCUACCGGUGCCAGAAACACCGUCAAACCGCUUCACUCCAGAAAGACGUUUUUGAUUGACACUUACAAAGACUUGAUGGAUAAGAACCCCGUGGUGUUGUUUGCACACUACAAUAACUUGCUGAAGCACGAAAAUGCAUUUUUCCGCGCGCAAAUCCAAGCAUUGGGAGGCAAAAUGACUGUGCUAAGAAACCAGCUUUUCCAAGUGUAUCUGCGAAAUGCACACCUUCCAGACCCCUGUGCUGCUUCCACGAAAGCCGUGCAAAACAGAACGCAUCCUCUGCUGCCACUUUUCAAGGGUCCCACCGCUGCCAUCACGUUUUCGGACACAGACCCGGCCCAGAUACUCAAGUUUUUGAAGCUGCUCGAGAAGAGCUCGGACAAAAUGUUUGUAGUGGGUGCUAGAAUCGACGGCCAGGUGCUGGACAUAUCUAAGGUGCACGAGUUCAAGACGCUACCGUCCAAGCCCGCCCUACAGAGCCAGCUUCUGGGCUUGUUGUCAGUGCUCAGCGGUGCGGGCUUGGUAAAAACCUUGGAGGCGGGUUCUCACUCACUGUAUCUAACUUUGCAAUCGCAUCACGAUAACAAAGAGAAGUCCAACUAA